AUGGUGACGUCCAUUCUCGAGGGUGAUAUCUACAAUCGCAAGGACGAUGUUACUCUCGUCAAGGCCCGUCUAGACGAUGAGUUGGAUAGGUGUCGCGUCAAGGGCCUGGCCAGCGUACUUGUGGCCUCCUCGGUUGGAGAGGGAAUUAAAAAUAUGUAA
Molecule: messenger RNA, 159 nt
Organism: Dibothriocephalus latus
Lineage: Eukaryota; Metazoa; Platyhelminthes; Cestoda; Diphyllobothriidea; Diphyllobothriidae
Source: the annotation of a GenBank genome assembly